UACUGCACAAUUAUGCACUCUUCCAAGAAAAGAAACAAAACUCCUCAAAAAUGGAAUUAGCAAAACGUCAAUUAAAUUGUCCCCUUUAACAUUUUCCCAAAGAUAUGGAACCAGCAGAAUCUUCCAAUAAUGCUGUAUAUUUCAAUUGUAUAAUAAAUAUCGACAUGUAUAGGGGGGUGAAAGCAGAGGAUAUUAAUCAAAUGAAAAAAAGAAAGAGAAAUGGGUGGGUGUUGUUGCUCUCCUGAUGCUGACAUAACGCACUGUGCAUAGCGAAUUGCACGGAAAAAGCAAGAAAGAGAGAUUUCCAAUUGGUCCUUUUCCCCUCUCUCUAGACUUUGUUGCAAUAUAUAUGGCGUUAUCAGCUACAUUAGUUCAUCACUAUUCUCCCCGCCCUUCUUUGUCUUGCAAUUCCUGUUCAUCUUCUCCUUCUUGUUCGUCAUCUUCUUCAUCCUUUGAUCAACGCCGAGGGUUCAAUUGGAAAUUCCUCAGCUUUUCUGGGAUAAACAACAUCUUGAGAAGUCAAAGCUAUAAAGCCCAUGCGAUGAGUACAACUGAAGGAAGUAUUGUGUCACCGAAAGGCUUGAUGGACAUGGAGGAAGAACCUGAGCAUCUUCUAGUCCUUGUUCAUGGCAUCUUAGCAAGCCCGGGUGACUGGACGUAUGUUCAAGCAGAGUUGAGGAGGCGGUUGGGAAGAAACUUUUUGAUAUAUGCAAGUUCAUGUAAUACGUAUACUAAAACCUUCACAGGGAUUGAUGGAGCUGGAGAACGACUAGCAGAUGAAGUUAGGCUGGUUGUGAACAAAAGAGAAAGCCUAAAGAAGAUAUCCUUUUUAGCUCAUUCUCUUGGUGGAUUGAUUGCAAGAUAUGCAGUUGCCGCACUUUAUUCAUCAAAUGGUAGUGAGCAGACCGAUGAUACAGUCACUUCAACUAAUGCAAACCUCAAACCAGUAGGCUCCUUAAAUGAAGGUUUGAUUGCUGGCCUGGAGCCAGUCAAUUUUAUUACCUUGGCAACACCACAUCUGGGUGUGAGAGGGAAAAAUCAGCUUCCUUUUCUCUUCGGGUUGCCAAUCUUGGAGAAAAUUGCAGCACCUAUGGCUCCUAUUUUUGUUGGUCAAACUGGUAGUCAGCUCUUCCUUACUGAUGGCCAACCUACUAAACCACCUCUGCUGCUAAGGAUGGCAUCAGACUGUGAUGAUGGAAAAUUUAUAUCAGCGCUUGGUGCUUUCAAAUGUCGUGUUCUAUAUGCUAAUGUCUCUUAUGAUCAUAUGGUCGGUUGGCGUACAUCAUCUAUAAGGAGGGAGACAGAGCUCGUUAAGAAUUGGCAGCCCCCUUGGCGAUCGUUGGAUGGCUACAAACAUGUAGUAGAUGUGGAAUACUGUCCUCCAGCUUCAUGUGAAGGACCCCAUUACCCCCUCGAGGCAGCCAAAGCAAAGGAGGAAGCUCAAAAUGCAGCAAGCACGCAAAGUACAUUAGAAUAUCAUGAAAGUAUGGAAGAGGAAAUGAUAUGUGGCUUGCAACAGUUGGGGUGGAAGAAAGUUGAUGUUAGCUUUCACUCGGCGUUCUGGCCCUUUUUCGCGCAUAACUUUAUCCAUGUGAAGAACGAAUUCUUUCACAAUGCUGGAGCUGGAGUAAUUUCUCAUGUGGCCGACCACAUAAAGCAACAAGAGAAGCAACCUGAGUCGUCCUCAUUAAUUACCCCUAGCUUGUAGCUCUUAUAGUUGUACAGGAAGCAAUUCAGCGUAUAUAUAAAUGACAUCAAAACGCUAAAAGCUUGAUCCUUUUUUAUUUUGAUGGAUACUAUAAAUGACUGCAAAUGCAUGUUUGUCCCAAAGUUGCUGGUUUAUUUGUUUAUACCGGCUUGUUUCAACCUGUGUCGAAGCGAGGAAUUUUGCUAAGUGUAUUCAAGAUUUAAUAUACAUGUAUUAAAAGUAAUAUUUGCCCUA
Molecule: messenger RNA, 1942 nt
Organism: Nicotiana tabacum (common tobacco)
Lineage: Eukaryota; Viridiplantae; Streptophyta; Magnoliopsida; Solanales; Solanaceae
Product: lipid droplet phospholipase 1
Biological process (GO): lipid metabolic process
Source: RefSeq, a predicted model, not a curated record